Pseudo-nitzschia multistriata is the source of this 1289-nucleotide messenger RNA. Lineage: Eukaryota; Bacillariophyta; Bacillariophyceae; Bacillariales; Bacillariaceae. The record is from the annotation of a GenBank genome assembly.
GAAUACGAAUACGAAUACGUACGAAGCACUGCAUCUGCUUCGAAUCCACUACCUCCUGCAAACGGACCGAUCGAUUUCGCAUCCCACUAAAGACACGGCACGAAGCGCGGCAUCGCAUCGCACAAGCACCCCAUACACGUACAACACACAACACACAACAAACGACACACGACACACGACACGCAUGGCAGGACCGGCGAAACCCCGAGACCCCCGGCCGCCGCUGUGGAAGGUGUGGUUCGUGGCCGCGCGGCCCCACACGCUGACCGCCAGCCUGGCGCCCAACAUUGUCGCCUACCACUCCGGGAUCGGCCUGCUGGGCAUCGGCAGCAACGCAAACGAAAACGCAAACGCAAACGAUCUCUCGGGCUGGAGGUCCCUGGUGGCGAGGUGGACCCUCUUUUGCGUCCUGAUGCAGCUCGGGACGAACCUCCACAACGACUACGCCGACUUUGUCAAGGGCGCCGACAACGACAAGCGGGUGGGCCAGGCCCGGGCCACCCAAAAGGGGUGGCUGACGCCCUUCCAGACGGCUGCGGCCUCGGGCGGGACCCUCCUCUCGGGCCUSCUGGUGGGGGCGGGCCUGGUUGGCGGCCUCGAACCCACGAGCCCCCUUGGGGAGAAGGCCUUUGCUUGGUUCGUGGUGGUCUCGAGCGUCUUCAACGCCUUUGCCUACACGGGCGGGCCCUGGCCGCUGGGCUGCCUCGGGCUCCCGAACUUUUCGCUGGGCUACUCGGGCCUCGGGGACCUCUUUGUCUUUUUGUACUUUGGYCUGGUGGCGACCCUCUUUCCGGCCUGGCUGCAAAUGGCGACCGGAACCGGAACSGCUCKKGGCUCUGGCCUCUGGGCUUCCUGGCCCCCCGCCCUGCAGGUGGCGGUCCUGGCGACGAACAUCAUCGUCGUCAACAACCUCCGGGACCGGCACACGGACGUSYUGGCCGGAAAGAAGACCCUKGCGGUCCGCUUCGGCGCCCGGUUCUGYUUGGUGGAGUACGGGGCCAACCUGGCGGUGGCCUACGGGCUGGCUUUGGUGAGGGGGCUCGCCCYUGGCGGUCCYKGCCUCUYSGGCCUGCUCCCCCUGCUCUCGCUCCCGCUGGCGUGGAAGGAGUGGAAMGCCGUCUGCGCAAAGGAGGGAAGCGCCCUGAACCAACACGUCGGGGGGGCCGCCAAGGUCCAGCUCCUCUUUUGCGUCCUCCUGGCGGUUUCCCUGCGGAAAGGGAACUGAUCUUAAAAAGGGCGCAAAGGUGCCGGUCUUUAGGCCUUUUUGUUAUCUAUUGCGCUAUACAAUG